AUGAAGGGCAAGACCGGCGCGAAGGGUGGGAAGGUCACGAACAAGUACACGAUCAACUGCUCGCAGCCCGUGUCGGACAAGAUCUUCGACCUCUCGGCGUUUGAAAACUUCCUGCACGACCGCAUCAAGGUCGAGGGCCGCACGGGCAACCUGGGCGACAACGUCGCCAUCAGCAAGAUCGGCGACGGCAAGAUCGAGGUCGUCACCCACAUCCCUUUCUCCGGCCGCUACUUGAAAUACCUGACCAAGAAAUUCCUCAAGAAGCAACAGCUCCGCGAUUGGCUGCGCGUGGUCUCGACCUCCAAGGGCGUCUACGAGCUGCGCUUCUUCAACGUCGUCAACGACGAGGGCGAUGAGGAUGAGGACUAA
Molecule: messenger RNA, 369 nt
Organism: Cladophialophora psammophila CBS 110553
Lineage: Eukaryota; Fungi; Ascomycota; Eurotiomycetes; Chaetothyriales; Herpotrichiellaceae
Product: ribosomal protein L22e
Exons: 3
Coding region: 1-369 (122 amino acids)
Biological process (GO): cytoplasmic translation
Cellular component (GO): ribosome
Molecular function (GO): RNA binding; structural constituent of ribosome
Source: RefSeq, a predicted model, not a curated record